GCGCGCGCCGAGGACGACGGACUUCCCUCCCUUUCCCUCCCGCCCCCUCUCACCCCCUAGGCCAAUCGCCGCCAGCGGCUUCACGGCGCAGCCGCACGGGAGCCGGAGACAGGAAAGGCUGGCUUCGGCUCAAGUGCCUCGUAGCAGCGAGGCGUGUGCGCACCCCGUCUCGCCCGUCCUUCCAGCCGGUGCUCCACGCAGCCUCCCGGCGCUCCCUCGCCACAGGCCCCUCCCACCCUGUCACCACCCUUAUUCCCGUCCGACCCGAUCGCGCUGUCGUCGCAGGGGUCACUGUCUAUACGUGCAGCCGCUUCCACCGCCAGAGGGAAAGCAGGGAAGCUCUCGCAGCGUGAAUGCCUACUGGUGAUGUUCUUUCUGGUUAGUCAACAAAAGGGCUCUCCAAAACUAAGGACUACGGUAACCCUGGUUCUCCUUUUCCCUCAGUCCUUCAACGUCUACCCAGCAACAGACACCCUGGCCUCGCCUUAUUGGUCCGCUUGAAUCGCCAUCUGCAAUCCUGAUUGGUCUCCCAAGAUCUCUCGGGUUUUUUCCAAUUGGCCAAGCUGCCAGGGGAUUUCCCCGCCCUCCUUGCGCGCACCCCCUCCCAGUCCCGGGUUGGUUCGCAGGGGAGGCUGGAGAGGCGGGGUCGUUUCUGCGGGAUUACUUUUCCGGGGCCGCUCCUGAUUGGGCGGCGUGGAGCAAUGCGCGCGAUCCAUUAGACACCAAACUGUCUGGGGAACCGACCCUGCGCUCUUCGUGCUCCCGGCUCGUUACGUGGAAGCCCUUCCGGGAAACUUGGGGUUUGGCCACUUGCAGGGGCGAGGGGCUGGCCGCCGGGCGUAGGGAACUUGCAGCUGGGCGGCGCUGCGGCCGCGUCACCCUCGGCAUGCGGUUGGGGUGCACGGACAGCACUGAUCUCGGUUUCCCAGCUCCUGGCCCGGAGGUCAACAAAUGCUGGCUGUAGCUGCGGUCCCUUUUUCACUUCCCAGUUUUCCUCAAGAGCAAAGGGCGACAAAGUUAUGGAGAAGCGCCUGCAGGAGGCCCAGCUGUACAAGGAGAAAGGGAACCAGUGUUACCGGGAAGGGAAGUACCGAGAUGCUGUGAGUGGGUACCAUCGAGCUUUGCUGCAGCUGCGGGGUCUGGAUCCAAGUCUGCCCUCCCCGAUACCUAAUCUGGGACCUCAGGGCCCAGCCCUCACACCGGAACAAGAAAACGUACUGCACACCACCCAGACAGACUGCUACAACAACCUAGCUGCCUGUCUUCUUCAGAUGGAGCCAGUAAACUACGAACGGGUGAAAGAAUACAGUCAGAAAGUCCUAGAGCGACAGCCUGAUAAUGCCAAGGCCUUGUAUCGGGCUGGAGUGGCCUUUUUCCACCUGCAGGACUAUGACCAGGCUCAGCACUAUCUCAUGGCUGCUGUCAAUAGGCAGCCAAAAGACGCCAAUGUCCGGCGGUACCUUCAGCUAACACAGUCGGAACUCAGCAGCUACCAUCGGAAAGAGAAGCAGCUCUACGUGGGCAUGUUUGGUUAACGAAGAAAGCUACCCCUCCACUUGAACUUAGGUGAACCAUUAAAGACCCAUCGAGGGGAAACCUGAGCCUCAGCAAGAGCAAUUAGCCCCACACCUCUGACCGAGGUGAACUUCAGUUUUGUUUCUAGUUCUGCACAAACUCUUUGUCACUUACAUAGUCUGUGUCUGUUUUUGUUUCUCCAUCUAUGUAUUUAUACAGCUUUUAAUAUAUAGUAUUCUUGGGGACAUUUGCCUUGAGAAAUACAACCAGAAAACAUUCAUCAGCUGUGGGUGGAAUUAAUCAUAUCUCUGUCAUAGAUGUUAAUGAUAGAUGUUGUUAGAUGCAGUCAUAUACAAAGGAGAAGUCUAGCAGAGGAUGAAGUAAUAAGGGUAGGCAGAAAGGAGUUUCUUCCUUCACUUCCUCAGAUACCCAAAGCCAAACUUACAUAGACCACAAACUGGCAAAUAUAUACUGUGAAACUAGACCAUUAUAAAUUGGACCCAUACAGCUCAAGAUGAAAGAUUUGAAAUUAACCAUCUUGAUUAAAAAUAAUUCCUUUUUCUUCAUGUUCCACAUACAUUCAGAUUCUUUUUCUGCCACAAAAGUCUCUAGUUCCUCUUGUUUCUCUUGAUAAUUUCCAGUCCUUGCUGUUGUUCAAUCUUAAAACCUCUGGAGCCAAGCAUUUAAGUAUAUAUUUUAUAAUCUUAAACGCCCUCAUGCCAAAAAAAACCACUCAUAAACAUUUUAAAUUUUAAUAGGUGCAUAUCUAUAGUAUGCUCAUUUUUCUAAAAAAACAUGGGAAAGACAGUUUACCAAGUCUUCUAAAAACAAUACCAUAAAAGAGCAGGAUAAAAACAUACAUUUGUUCUUUACCCGUCACCUUGUAUUUUGCAAGAACUCCCUUCCUUAAAGAGGAUGGAAACAGUGAGGAAAGGUUCUCUUUCCUUAGUGCCUUUUAAGCACCGACAAAACUUUCUGGAAGCUUUGUUGGGCAUGGUCGCAGGCUGCAGAUCUGGUGCAGUUGUGGCUCAGUAGGAGGCUUCAUCAACCGGGAGCUCCUCUGUCAUCCUGCACACUUGUUAUAAUGUCCACAAUGUAUGAGCUUUACAGAGUAAAUGAGACCAUUAAUAGCACUGCCUCUGCCUUUAUGAGUGAAGGUAAUAAGCAUGUGCCAUUAGCCAUCAUAUAACCACAGACAGAUUUCAGACAAAAACCCCUUAGUCUUGCCAAGUGUACACGAGCUCUUCUCCCUUUAUCAGUAAUGCAUCUCUCUCAACGAGCUAGACCCUCUUUUGGUCUCCUAUACCUUUAAAUAAUACAACCAUCAACUUACAGACAGAAAGUUUUUAUACCAAAUAAUCUUUUAAGUCCAAGGACAGAACUAACAAAAUAUUUUAGAGUAUUUCAUUCCCCUUCCCAGCUUCUGAAAUUUCUAAGCCUAGACUGUUGCUAAAUCAUGUCAUGGUUGUACGUUGUAUUUGUUUAGGGCAGUUUUUGCUUUCUGAUUUUCUUUUCUUUUUUUUUUUCCCUAAGACUUGAUGUUACAGUAAGCUAUGUCGUGCAUCAAUGAGGAAAAAAUAAAGCUGAUUUUAAAAAUG
Molecule: messenger RNA, 3113 nt
Organism: Hippopotamus amphibius kiboko
Lineage: Eukaryota; Metazoa; Chordata; Mammalia; Artiodactyla; Hippopotamidae
Gene: TTC9C
Product: tetratricopeptide repeat domain 9C
Exons: 4
Coding region: 1020-1535 (171 amino acids)
Molecular function (GO): protein binding
Source: RefSeq, a predicted model, not a curated record